Lactuca saligna is the source of this 2991-nucleotide messenger RNA. NCBI's taxonomy places the organism in Eukaryota, Viridiplantae, Streptophyta, Magnoliopsida, Asterales, Asteraceae. The record is from the annotation of a GenBank genome assembly.
AUGGAUCCAGCAGGAGUGAACAUGAACAUGAACACGAAUAUGAAUAUGAGAGUACGUUCAUCUGGCUCAACACCAUCAGAGGAAUCAGCUUUGGAUUUGGAGAAAACAUGUUACAGCCACUCCCACUCGAAUCCCCCUUCAUUUCCAAACGCACACCAACAGCAACAAACUCUUCAACCCUACGCAUCAGGUGGACAGCACUCAGAGAGCAACGCUGCUUACUUUUCGUGGCCUACCUCCAGCCGACUAAGUGACGCUGCUGAAGAGAGAACAAACUAUUUUGUAAACUUACAAAAGGGCGUUUUGCCUGAAUCUAUAGGCAGGUUGCCUAAAGGGCACCAAGCUACCACUUUGCUUGAGUUGAUGACUAUUCGUGCGUCUCACAGUAAGAUCUUGCGUUGUUAUAGUCUUGGAACUGCGAUUGGGUUUAGGAUUCGUAGGGGUGUGUUGACUGAUAUACCUGCGAUCUUAGUCUUUGUUUCCCGAAAAGUUCAUAAGCAAUGGCUAAGCCCUAUUCAGUGUCUACCAACUAUUCUUGAGGGACCCGGGAGUGUGUGGUGUGAUGUGGAUGUUGUGGAGUUUUCUUACUUUGGUGCACCUGAACCAACAACCAAGGAACAGUUGUACACUGAUAUUGUGGAUGACCUUCGUGGAAGUGGCUCAUGCAUCGGUUCUGGUUCUCAGGUAGCAAGCCAAGAAACAUAUGGCACAUUGGGAGCUAUUGUGAGAAGCCAAACAGGCAGCAGACAAGUUGGUUUUCUCACAAACCGCCACGUGGCAGUUAAUCUAGAUUACCCAAAUCAGAAAAUGUUUCAUCCUUUACCACCUACACUUGGACCUGGGAUAUAUCUCGGUGCAGUCGAAAGAGCUACUUCAUUUAUCACAGAUGAUCUUUGGUAUGGUAUCUUUGCUGGAAUUAACCCAGAGACCUUCGUCAGAGCUGAUGGGGCGUUCAUCCCUUUCAGUGAUGAUUUUGACAUGUCGACUGUAACAACAUGUGUAAAAGACGUUGGGGAGAUUGGAGAUGUGAAAAUCGUUGAUUUGCAAUCUCCUAUCAAUAGUCUUAUUGGUAAAAAAGUGAUGAAAGUUGGGAGGAGUUCAGGGUUGACUAAAGGAACAAUCUUGGCUUAUGCCCUUGAAUAUAACGACGAAAAGGGUAUUUGUUUCUUUACUGAUUUUCUUGUUGUUGGAGAAAACCAGCAAACGUUUGACCUUGAAGGCGAUAGUGGAAGUCUGAUUGUCUUAAAAGCUGAGGAGAACGAAGAGAAGCCAAAAGCAAGGCCUAUCGGGAUCAUAUGGGGUGGGACAGCGAAUAGGGGAAGACUUAAACUUAAAGUCGGUCAACCGCCGGAAAAUUGGACAAGCGGCGUUGACCUUGGCCGCUUACUUAAUCUCCUUGAACUUGAUCUAAUAACAACCGGAGAUGCACUAAAAGCGGCGGUGCAAGAGCAAAGGGCGGCUUCAGCAACGGUGAUGGGGUCAAGCGGUGGGGAAUCUUCACCGCCGGAAAUAGUGCUUCCUAAAGAUGAAGCGGAGCCGUUAGGGCUUCAUAUCCAACAGCAUAUUCCUUUGGAAGAGGGCGGCGGCGGCGGCCCGGAUAUGAAUUUGUCUCCGGCGGAAAAUGCAAGCAAUUUGGAGGUGGGGCAAAGUAUUGAGGAGCAUCAGUUUAUUCCGAGUUUCGAUGGGCAGUCGCCGUUGCAUAGGAAUGAGAGGCGGUGUAGGGCUGAGUCUGAGAAUCUGAGUGCCUUGAAAAGCGGGACGGAUGAGGAGGAUUUAGGGUUUUCGCUUCAUUUGGGAGAUAAUGAGCCAAAGAGAAGGCGGUCUGAGUCUGACCCUUUGGAUGAAGCUAAAUAAACCUGUGUUUAAAAGGUAAAUAAACCAAGUGUAUGGUUAUGGUGGGUUGAACUUGACUUUUAUUUUCUGGUAAUGUGGUAUGCUAACUAAUCCUAAUUUAAGGUGCGAAUCAUGGUAAUGUGAUGAAAUGGUUUAAUAUACGAUCAUAAGGGGAUACCACCCAAACCACCAUGCGGUGGGUUUAUAUAAAAGAUCAUAAGGGGAUACCACACCUAAUUAGGGAUGAGCGUGGGACGGAAUCCGUACCGAUCCGUUCCGUUUACGAAAACCGAAUUUGGUCAAAAGUCAAUCCCGAAUACCGAACGAAAUUAACAUAACCGGUACCGGUACCGGGAAUGGUACCGGUUUUACCGAUUCUCGAAUUUCAUGUAUUUGGAGUACCAAGUAACGUCCCAUCUUUUCAAAUUCGGUACGGUUCGUUACCAGUUCCAAUACGGUACCGGUACGGGAUCGAGAUUUGAAACAAACUGCUCAUCCUUACACCUAGUGGUGUUCGGUAAACCAACCCCCUCUCCUAACAAUCCAUUCCACACUUUUUUUUUCCUUCAUGUUUUAUAUUAUUCUAUAACACAACAUUGUAAUGUUGCAUACUAUGAGGGGAGUGGUACUAGAUUAUUUCCUAGUAGUGAGGGGUGAGGGGAGUAACCAACGGAUGCAGAAUAUUUACAUUACGUUAGAAAAUUUCCAAAAAAUAUUAUGUCGUGUUUAAAUUUUGAGGGGCUGCACUAGCCACCUUGGGAAUCUUCUAUAUCCACCAUUAUAUCGGGUGAGGGGAAUGUAAGGGGAAAAUGAUGUUGCAAAGAGGUUACAAUGAAGAAGUGAGGGAAGUGAUAGCCCGCUCCCUUUGGCUUAAGGCUAUAUGAUAUACAAGGACCACAACGUAAGGGUGUUUGAAGUGGAGUAGCGACAACCAUCGGGAACACCUUGUCGGCUAGAGUGGUGCCUGCGCUCAAGAGUCCCGCGAUGGGUGGAACAACACUACAUUAUAUCUUCCCUUUCUUUUUCUUUUUUAACUGUUGCGAUGGGUGGAACAACGCUACAUUAUAUCUUCCAUUUCUUUUUCUUUUUUAACUGUUGAAUAGAUAAAUUCGAGUUAUUAUAUACUAUUUACUUCCUAUUAAUACAUAUUAACAUUUG